Cherax quadricarinatus is the source of this 2005-nucleotide messenger RNA. The record is from RefSeq and is a predicted model, not a curated record. NCBI's taxonomy places the organism in Eukaryota, Metazoa, Arthropoda, Malacostraca, Decapoda, Parastacidae.
GAAGUAUCCUGCAGCAUCCAGCUGCUGUUGCUGCUUCAUAAUACUCUCAUUACUGCCUUACUAACACACUGACGUCUUCUUCAGUUUAAAUGACCACAAUAUUUAGAUUUUUAUGAAGAUGCCAUCAGUGUGUGAGAGUAGUUGGUUGAACAACUUUUUUUUCCUAUAAGUAUGUUGAGUGAGGUGGUAGAGGAACGCUGGUUGACACUAACACUCACUCACAGUAAACAACUCUACAUCUACUCCAACUCUUUGAAAAGAUGGCCAAUCGCACUAUUGCACACAGACGUAAAUGGGCGCUAGACUUAGCAGGUCGGAGAGGAGAGCGUGGUAGUGAUAAUCUGCCUGCACCUCCAGGGUAUAGAAGUUCAAUUAAUCAAGUUCAUGCUGAAGCCAACAGACAAGGAGACCCAAACCUUGUCAUAAAAAAAGCUUGGGAUACUGCACUCAGUCCACUGAAGUCGGUAAGUUUAUAUGCUUAUACUGUAUCAGCCAUGGACACUAUAUUUUUUAAUACAUUACCUGGAGCCAGGGAUUUUGAAGGCUUUGAAGAUGAGCCCGAGUCAGUAGAGGAUAUUGUGUCCCUGGGAAAGACUUUGGGCCUAGAGGUGACUGAAGAUGAUGUGGAAGAGUUGGUGGAGGAGCAUAGAACUGAACUCACCACAGAAGAACUUUGCACUUUAGAUAUAUUAAAUAUUACUAAAUCCAUAAGAAAACUAUUACUCCUAUUUCUUUCUUUUUUUUUUUUUUUACAGAAACUCAUCUAUCUGUUGGGUAACUUAGUAAAUGUUGGUUUAGCAGUAUACAAAUGUCACAGUAUGGGCAUCCUGCCAACCCAUGCAUCAGACUGGCUGGCUUUCCAAGAACCUGCUAUCCAAAUGGAGUUUUCACAUGGUGGAAUGGCACUUUUGUAGGCCACAUAGAAGGGUAAACAAAUAUAUCUCUUAAGAGGUUUUCAUUGUGUGCAAGCCAUAUUUUUUAAUAGAUAUUUAUAAACAAUGUUCACUUUAAUGGUAAUUAAGAACUGGUCAAUUUAUAUUGAAAUGUUGUUAUAUUAAUGCUGGAAGUGAGAUUAAAAAUUUAUACAUAAAAAAUGAUCAUAGUAUGGACAAGUGAUCUUGUUCAUGUACCAUAUUUUUGUGUGUAUUUUUGUUUUGGAAGUUUCUGAAUAUGUCAGAUGUAUGCAAAAAAUUUUGUUAACUUCUAAUAUUGAAUAUAUUUAUGUAUGGUUUUAAAGAAGUGUUUAAAAGUUUGUUGUGGUGUAUAAUCUGGCCUUGCAACCUGUCAACAUGGUGUACAUAAUUGAAUGCAAGUGGUAAGACUAGGUGGAUGAGAGUUGUAUUUAUUGCUUCAAAACUGCAUUACCACUUUCAGCAGUGAUGUUGGAGCUAAAAAUACAAUGGCAUAUACUGUAUCCUUGUAUUAAAUAUAGGCAUGAUUUAAUCCAAGAUAGAUUUCUACUUGUCCUUUUGUAUUCAACCUUUUUUUUUUAAUUAGUACAGAAAAUGACCUAAUUCACAACUUGCAUGUCGUGUGUUCAUCACUGGAAAUGUACAAGAUAGUCAUAAUAUGACUCAAGUUAUUUGUGUAAAUGAGAUAUACUCUCAUAUCACAUAAAAACUCCAUAUUGGCUUUAGCACUUUACAUGAAUAAUAAUAAGAAAAAGGACCCUUAGAACCUAUUAUAUGCAGUGAACAUUUACUUUGAUUUUAAUUAAAUAGUUUUCUUGUGUAAAAUUUGAGAGUUAAGUUUUGAUGAUAUUCAGGCUUACAAGCAGAGUAACUGAAGGUUUAAUGCUAAACUUCGUUCACUGCCUGUUUGGAAAUUACAACACUGCUGAGAAUAAAUGACAAAAUUGCAUUACAAUAAAAUCUGUACUUAAUGCCUGCCAACUCUCCUCUUACAGCAUAAGGAAGUAAUACAUAUCCCAGGCAGCAACCUUUAAUAAUUUUUGUUUCAUUGCAUCAUGCUUUAAUUGUAUGAAUAAACAUGAACAAACAAGCUA